Messenger RNA from Pungitius pungitius (ninespine stickleback), 5772 nucleotides. RefSeq names its product G protein-coupled receptor 37b (gene gpr37b). The transcript is spliced from 2 exons. Gene Ontology annotation, biological process: adenylate cyclase-inhibiting G protein-coupled receptor signaling pathway; positive regulation of MAPK cascade. Gene Ontology annotation, cellular component: plasma membrane; signaling receptor complex. The record is from RefSeq and is a predicted model, not a curated record. The coding region runs from base 473 to 2332 and encodes 619 amino acids. NCBI's taxonomy places the organism in Eukaryota, Metazoa, Chordata, Actinopteri, Perciformes, Gasterosteidae. Gene Ontology annotation, molecular function: G protein-coupled peptide receptor activity; prosaposin receptor activity.
GGAGACGGUUUCUCUUGGCGCUGUUACCCACAGCUGGAAACUGGAUGAGGUGCGGAUUGCGUGCGCGGACAUGCAGCAGUAUCCUCUCCGCCUCUCCUCGCUUCUCCUUCCUCUCUGGGUCGGGGCUCUGAUUCGCUGUCCUGCUCGGUGAUGUCAAGAAGACUUUGGAAACGGGAGUGACCGCUGGGAGCGAGGCGGCGAUUUGUUUUUCUUGUUUUUCCUUUUGUGUGUGUGUGUGUGUGUGGAGUAUUGCGUAAUUGCGAGCCGAGGCAUUGGGAUAUAACUUAGAAGUUCGCGGAGCUCAGCGGAUGAAUGGAGCUGUUUCCUUUGGAGCAGUGUUUCCAACAUGGGUGUUGACUGAACGCAGGAGGACCCCCCCACCCCCACCCCCGCUCCCGCCCCCGCGCUGCCAACGAGAGUACCAAGAUGCGCUGUUGAGGAUAAAAACCUGCGCUCCACUCGUUCCUGGACCAUGCAGAUUCUGCCGCCCGGGGCGUUAUUUUUGUUAUUAGCCCAAGCGCACUUAUUAGUAUCUCUCCGAAACAAUGGGGAAGUACGAACCAAAGAGGACGGCGACCGCGGCGCGCACUCUGCGAGGACUUUCCACGGGUCGCCACGGGAGAGCCGCCGAAACCCAGCCUGGGACCGCGCGCUCUCGCCGGGGUACGCCACAGGUGCGUCCUCGUCGGAGCCGCGGGCGCCACGGGCGUUCGUGCGAGGGCCCCUGAACUCCACGCAUCCGUGGAAGCGCGUGGUUGCUGGAGAAGCGACGCGAAUCGGACACGGCAAGCGCGACCCCAGUCGGACAGGGACACCCGUGGAGGAUCCCGACGCGACGCGCCACCACAAUAAGAGGAUGAAGUUGAAUGGCGCGCUUGGUAGUACGGGGACGCCAGCAGGUGGACACUACAAUGCGCCUAAGCCCUCCUCAAUGGGCCGGGGAGGCGCGGGGGGGGCACCCGAGGAGGGCGACAGACACAAGAGAGGCACAAAAGACGAGCAGAAGAAAGCCCCCAGGAGGGGGAGAAACCGGCCGAACAAAAGCUCCGGGGUUUUGGCUCAGCCUCACGCGUCGCCGUGGGAACCCAUUCCCAAGCCGCUGGCCCUCACCUCCACCGACCUGCCCUUUGACCUCUUCACCAGCAGGGCCGAGUCCGUGACCUACCGGGAGGAGAACCCCUGGGACGCCACGCCGAUCACCCCUCCCAGCUCGCAGGAUUUCGGGGACGAGAUCAAGAACCCCUUUUACCCGGUGACGAGCGAGACCUACGGCGCCUACGCCAUCACCUGCGUCUCCGGGGUUAUCUUCCUGGUGGGCAUAGCCGGAAACAUUGCCAUCUUGUGCAUCGUGUGCCAGAACUAUUACAUGAAGAGCAUCUCCAACUCCCUGCUGGCCAAUCUGGCUGUGUGGGAUUUCGUGCUCAUCUUCUUCUGCCUGCCCAUGGUGGUCUUUCAUGAACUGACAAAGUCCUGGCUGCUGGGGGAGUUCACCUGCAAAGUGGUGCCCUACGUGGAGGUGGCCUCUCUCGGCGUCACCACCUUCACUCUGUGCGCUCUGUGCAUCGACCGCUUCCGCGCGGCCACCAACGUGCAGAUGUACUACGAGAUGAUCGAAAACUGCACCUCCACCACCGCCAAGCUGGCCGUCAUCUGGAUCGGCGCCCUCCUGCUGGCCCUGCCGGAGCUCCUCAUCCGGCAGCUGGUGGUGGAGGACGCGGGGGCCCCGGACGAGCCUCCCGUCGAACGCUGCAUCAUCCGCAUAUCCACCUCGCUCCCCGACAUGCUCUACGUGCUGGGCCUGACCUACGAGGGCGCUCGGCUGUGGUGGUGCUUCGGCUGCUACUUCUGCCUCCCCACCCUCUUCACCAUCGGGUGCUCCCUGGUGACGGCGCGCAAGAUCCGGCGCGCCGAGCAGUCCAGCGUGCGCAGCAACAAGAAGCAGAUCCGCCUGGAGAGCCAGAUGAACUGCACCGUGGUGGCGCUGGCCAUCGUCUACGGCGCGUGCGUGGUGCCCGAGAACAUCUGCAACAUCGUCUCGGCCUACAUGGCGGCGGGCGUCCCCGAGCACACCAUGUCCGUCCUCCACCUCCUCUCGCAGCUGCUGCUGUUCUGCCGGGCGGCGGUGACGCCGGCGCUGCUGCUGCUGCUGUGCCGCCCGCUGGGCCGGGCCUUCCUGGACUGCUGCUGCUGCUGCUGCUGCAACCACGCGGCGUCCUCGGCCACCGCCAGCGACGACAACGAGCACGAGUGCACCACCGAGCUGGAGCUGUCGCCGUUCAGCACCAUCCGCCGGGAGCUGAGCAACUACACACCCGCCGGCUCCAACUGCUGAGGGAGAGGCUCCUUCCACCCCCCCCCCGGUUUGCCUUACCUGGCCCGGCCACGUUAGGGUUAGGGUUCAUUCCUUACAGUGAUUCUGUUCACUUGAAGUACCCGUGUAAGCCAGGGUAUCCAACAAAGAGCAAGCUCUUCUUUCACUCGUGCCCCCCCCCCCCACCUCCCCCCCGAUGUGCUCCUAAAACAGGCUCAGUACAUGUUUUUAGCAAUCCUGCCUGACACCUUUAAAACUUACAAACCUCCCUGCUGUAGACCUUAUAUGCCUGAACACCACGGGACCGUCUCACGUCUCGUUCCUCUCAAGAAGUUAAACCACGUUAAUUCUUUAGAUUACGUAAUAACCAUUUUCCGCAGGCCUCGUGCGACAGUUGGCAGGUGAAGGUAAUGCUAUUUAUUUCCCGUACAAUAAAUGUACUGUAUGGACGUGAUUGUACAGAAUAAGCCCCUAAUAGAGUGGUAAACUGUACCAGUAUCGUAGGGGAAAUAUAAUCAAUGCCGAUCACCUUUCGAAAUGUGUCACCGUUGAAAUGAUGGGAAACUUGGCUUAAUUAAUCAAAGAGUGCAACCUUGCAAAAUAACUUAACGGGGAUAAAAAAAAAAAUACAGCAUCCAGCUGUACUUGUGUGCUACAACAACGUAUAGAAAUACAGCCGCUGCAAUUGUACAGUUCAUGUAAUGCUGCACACAGGGGAACAAGACUGACAACAUUUGAACUACGGCGCAGUAACGAACAGAUUACAGGAUGGGAGAAUCCAAAUGUACACACACUGUAUGUUGUAAAGUAUCCAGGACUCUAACGUAACUGGGCUGGUCUCAGCGAUUAAAAACACGGACAUGGGCAGAAUUCAAAGGUUGGAACGGACUCGUUUCAUGUCAAAUGAGAGGUGAAAGGAGUGGAAUGCAAUCAAAUGAAACACUGUAGAUUAGAUGGGAUGAAGAGAAUCUGAACACAGUGGAAAGCAAUGGAGCAAAACACCUUGGAAUCUGUUUGAAAGUGAUGGACUCAGGCCUUGACUGGACUGAAAAUAAAUCUGCACUAUACUGUUGUGUCAUGUCACGCCUUACACUUUAGGCUGUAUAUAUAUAUACACACUGUACAAUUUCUUCGGUGCUCUUAUGAUGAAUGCGCUGUACACAACAAAUCCAUCUGUUCCACUUAGAUUCUCAAGUAAUUGAGCUGCACGCCGAUUUUUUUCAGUCAAGAAGACAGAUAGCAGUUGUGUGUUGAAUACGUGAACAAAGGUGGUGUAAAAGAAUAAAAAUCAAUGUCUAGGUUUCACAUAGCUGCCAUACAGUUUGGAGAGAUUGCCUGAGUCAAGUGUAAAUACUGCCUUCAUUAAUAAAAAUGGUAACACUUGAUUUUAGAGUACAGUAAUUAAGGUCCUGAAAAAUGAAACGAUAAUUACUUAUAAUAAACAUUGUAGUUACUGGUAGUUAUUUAUGAAAUGCUGCUUAUUAACUAGGACAGUGAUCAUCAAUCCUAACGGUAUUUAUGGCAUAACUUGAUCAUUAUCACAACAAAGUGCCAAUGCAGCAUUGUAACAACUGCACAACUGCUGGACUGUAAUUAUAAAGGGAAUUGUGUUUUUUAAAACCAAUGAUAACUUUGAUGUUUAUAGUAAAUACAAAGUAGCUUUAUCAUUUUUAAGUUAUUAACUCUCAACUCCUGUAAUAACUGUAAAAUAAGUGCUACCUCAAGUGUGUCAAUUAUCUCAAAGGCAAGACAAGGAUUAACUGUUUGCUAAACCCCCCCCCCCCCCCAAAUAGUUCUCCUUAGUUAUCCAUCACAGCGAGGCAGCCCCGUCAAUUGGGCCUGUCUUUCAGCAGAAAAGGAGCACGUUUGAGAACCCUUUUUGCAAUUAAACAAAGUCAGCCGGAGACAGUGCUUUCAAUCAACUCACACUUCACAUGGGCCUUUAGUCAGAUCGCUAGUUACAGUUACAGCUGACGAAAUCCCCGUGAAUCCCAAUUAACUGUUAUUUCAUCGGGGCAAAACUGCCAGUCGCCAGCGAGCCAUCUGUGGCGGCUUAAGUGUGAAGGGAAGGCUUUAGGUGGUAAUUCUUUCACCAUCACCUGCAGGUGUCGUUUCACAGGUGACAACAGUGACCUCAUGGGGCGGGGCUUGACGGCUGGUCAGUUUUGCAGUGUUGUGUUUUUUGUUUUGUUUUUACCUCUAAAACCUUUUGCAGUUUCAUUACUUGAGUUUUUAAGGAGAACCAAUGAAAUGUUAUUCCCAGUGUAUAGAUUUACAAGUGUAUUGUACUGUAACUCUCUUUUCUUAAUCCUACCGAUCAGACCUGGGUCAAAACAAGGUUCAACCCACUAUCACAACUAAUAACGGAACUGUACAACCAUUUAAUCAGAAGUUAGGCUUAAAAGCCUUAUUUCGGCUCUUUUAACAUCAGAGAAAAUCAUAUUCCUUUAAAUAUUUGUGACUAACAUCAAAAGGUAGCGCUCUUUGUAAUGACCCAGGUGUGAAGUUCAUGGUAAACUGUAAAUUGCGACGCAUCUUUUGCAUGCGAUUCUGCACUGCCAAAAAAACCUAAUCUCUGUCUGUCUCUUGUGCUCUUGUGGUAGUAGCACACUAUCUCUGGAUGUCUCUCUCUCUCUCUCUCUCUCUCUCUCUCUCAGCGUGGAGGUCAGUUUUCCCCUCGGCAACCAUCGGGAAGAGGACUUUUUACAAAAAAGAAAAAAUAUUUAUCAGGUUUGGCAGCACCAAGGGCCAGUCGUACUCAAAAUAUGACAGGGAGUGAAGAACUGUGGGUAAAGGGUGCUCCGCGCCACAGCUGGAAGCAGCCACCCUUUAGCUCUAAUCAACUACAGAUUAGAAAGAUUCAGGGGCGCUGCCCUUCGGUUCUUCGAGUUAAAAACGAGAAAUGGGCAGAAACGAAGCACCACAGCAGCAUAACGCCCCACAGCCGGUUUGACAACUCUUUUUAUUACAAACACUAUCAGGUUACUGUGGGCUGUCCAGGGAUCUCAGUGUUUAUGCCCUUGCGCCAGGUCCGUUUUUAACCAUUAAAAACGCCAUUGGGCGUGUUUAGUUCAGUGAUCUUAUGUUUUGAUAUCCUACUUGUGUUUUUUUUUUGUAAACUGUAAACUGACCUCCGUAAACGCAUUCUCUUUCCCUGCAUUUGUUUCCCGCGAGUAGCUCAUUCUAAAUGGCUCAGUGUGUAGUAACGUGGUUCAAACUGUUGAUGAAGUGGUUCUUGUAAAUCAGUCAGUGGGACGUUUGUUCUGAAUGUUGUGAGUUUCCUCUUCACUCUGAGCAAAUUGUGUCUGUAUUUGAUACCUAAAAAUGUUAAGCACACAGUCACUAUUGUCUCUACGUCUAGUCACUGGUUUCUAAAUAGCUUUUUAUAUAGCCAAAAAACUCUCCCUUUGUUUAUCAAAGAACUUUAUCUUGAAAACUGUCUAUUAAAAUCCUAAAUGUAC